Molecule: messenger RNA, 2229 nt
Organism: Quercus lobata
Lineage: Eukaryota; Viridiplantae; Streptophyta; Magnoliopsida; Fagales; Fagaceae
Exons: 5
Coding region: 1-2229 (742 amino acids)
Biological process (GO): DNA repair; telomere maintenance
Molecular function (GO): DNA helicase activity
Source: RefSeq, a predicted model, not a curated record
AUGGGUGUUCAUGUAGAUGACAGUAUGGCAUCAACAAGUCACGGAAUUUAUACUUUUCGAGCCCAAGGUUCCAUAUAUCACAAAAUUCGUAGUCUUUUGCCAACAAAUGAUAAGCCGUGUUAUUUACAAUUAUACAUCUAUGACACGGACAAUGAAAUUGAGCAUAGACUGAGUGAAUCACGAGACCUUCGUGCACAUAUUGUCCAACGUGUAAGAACUAUUUUAGACCGAGAAAAUCCAUUUGUUAAGGAGUUUCGUCAACUAGCUCAGAGGGAAGAUUUACAUCAAUGUAAACUCAUAAUCAAAGAACAACAACCAAAUCAACCUCAAUAUUGCCUUCCCACAGCUUCUCAAGUCGCAGCUGUUAUUGUAGGAGGUGAUGAAGCCAGACAGUUAUAUGGAAGGAAUAUAUUGGUAGAAACGAUAUCUAGACAGCCUAUUACUAUUCCAGAUGUAGCAGGAUAUUAUGAUCCACUACAAUAUCCAUUGCUAUUUCCAUUUGGAACGUAUGGAUGGGAUAUUAAUACUACCUGUGCAAAUAAUAAUGCGGUCACAUGUCAUGAAUUUUAUGCAUAUAGGUUUCAGAUUCGCCCAGGACCUAUGUCAACGCUCUUACAUGGAGGGCGUCUUUUGCAACAAUAUGGUGUUGAUAUGCAUGUGAAGAUAGAAUCGCAUAAGCUUAGGUGGAUACGACAGAAUCAAGAAGCUCUUUGGGCAGAACAAUACCAAGGCCUCCAAAAUGAUUUCCAAGUAGGAGAAAAUUAUGCUGGAAAUGUGGGGCAUUGGACCAUUCUACCAUCAUCAUUUGUGGGAAGUCCACGCGAUAUGAUUCAACGCUUUCAAGAUGCUAUGAAUUUGGUUCAAAAGUUUGGAAAACCAGAUUUAUUCAUCACAAUGACGUGCAAUCCAGGGUGGGAGGAAAUAAGAAAUGAGCUUUUACCAGGACAAAAUUCGCAAGAUCGACCAGAUUUAUUGGCAAGGAUUUUUAAAGCAAAAUUUGAAGAGUUUAAGGAUGAUAUCGUUAACAAAAGGAUUCUUGGAAGAGUUGUUGCUCAUGUGCAUGUCUUUGAAUUUCAAAAAAGGGGUUUACCACAUGUCCACAUGCUUCUAAUUUUAGAUGACAAUGAUAAGUUACAUAGCCCGGAUGAUUAUGAUCGCAUUGUACAAGCUGAAAUACCUUCUAAGGAUGAUGAGCCUCAAUUGCAUAGUGUAGUACUCAGACAUAUGAUACAUGGUCCCUAUGGAACACAAAAUCAAAGAUCACCUUGCAUGAAAAAUGGGAAGUGUAAAAAAUCCUACCCAAAGCCUUUCUCUCAGGAGACUUACAAAGGUAAUGACUCAUAUCCUGUCUAUAGAAGACGUGACACAAAUAACCCAGUGCCUUUGAACAAUCAACGAAAUGUGAUGGUUGACAAUAGUUGGGUUGUUCCGUAUAAUCCUUGGUUGCUUCUAAAAUAUAAUUGUCACAUUAAUUUAGAUAUAUGUUCUAGGAUAAAAAGUGUGAAGUACUUAUACAAAUAUGUGUAUAAGGGUCCUGAUCGUGUAUUUGUUGAAGUGAGGCCAGAGCCAAAUUAUGAUGAGAUGCAAGGCAAUACUUAUAUAGAGAAUUCCCUGAGCAUUAUUGUUGGAAUAGGAAUAGUAAAAGUUGGAGACGGAGAAUAUCUCAUAAAAAGAAUGCCAUCAGCUUUGAGAAGAUUGUUUGCAAUUAUAUUGGUAUUCUGUGAUCCAACUGGAGUACAAGAUUUGUGGAAUGAGUUCUACCUGCAUAUGGUUGACGAUUAUCCAUCAUCAUCUAUCACAAUGGAUGUAGUUCGUACAAAUAGGCUUCUAAAUGAUUUAAAACUAUUACUAUCGCAACAUGGCAGACGUAUCACAGAAUUUGAUUUGCUGACAAUAACUGCAACAUCUGAUGAAGGUUCAUCCAUACCUAGAAUCAUACAAGAUGAGCUUACCAUUCCUAUGGAUGAUGAAGAAUUGACAUUAGUGGACAAGUUGAAUAACGAUCAAAAAUUUGCUUAUAACACAAUAAUGGAAGUCAUUCAACGUAAACAAACAAUGGCAUUCUUUGUGGAUGGUCCAGGAGGAACUGGAAAAACAUUUUUGUAUCGCGCAUUACUGGCAUCUUUAAAAAGUGAUGGUCAUAUCGCAAUUACCACAGCAACAUCUGGUAUUGCAACAACAUUACUACCUGGUGGAAGAACAGCACAUUCAAGAUUUAAAAUACUUUAA